UUUUCUUUUCUUUUCUUUUCUUCUUUUCUUUUUUUUUAAUUUACGAUGAACAAUCAGUUUUAUUUGUGGAAACAAUAAUUUUCGAAACGAUAAUAAUUUAUGUCCAACGCGAUAAUUCUCGUUCCUUUUUCAAAAAUCACGUUACCGCGUAUAUCGUGUUAUUCGUUCCUCACCGAUUAAAUAAUCGUAUCGUUAAAACGAUCCGAUCUUACAUAAUCGAUAUUUAUCAGCCAUCUCGGGCACGAGCGUUAGUUAGUUAAGGAAGGAAGAAUUAAGAAGGAAAAUUGCAUCGAUAUCGCGAAACAAUUUCCAACAGUUUGCAUAAAAAGUUUUCCCGCUACGGUGAAAAAUGUUUCCUCCCUUGCCAUCCGACGACAAAAUUCCAUCCCUUUCUCGUCUUAUCGUUCGUCGACAAUACAACACCCUUCGUGUCGGGAAUCCCUCGAAUCGAUCGAACUCGCGAUUUUUAUCCACGCGUAAUCGCGAUCGUAUAUAAAUUUCAAUGUACAAUUACGAUUGCAGUGGGAAUUAUUAUUACAAAAGAGUUCAAGAGGUUUUACUUAAUAAAGCGAAACGGAAUGUUGCAUUUGCAACUCGGAACGAUUUGCACUCGACACGUUACUCGCAUCGUUGGAUGCGUCGGCGCGGCGUCAUUGACGCCGACUCGGAUCGCCACGUGCAGGCCCGUACAACGUAACUCCAACUUUCCUGCACACUCAUUAAACAUUCACUGCACGCGUUAAUCAAAUGCUGAUCGUUCGAGCAAUUUCCAGGGCGGGGAAUUUUUCCUUCCGUUGCAAUCGCAGCUCGGCCCACGGAUUUUCCAUUAAACCGAUCGCUCGUUCAACAAACUUUUCUCAGGCGCCCCACAAAGAUUCACCCCUGUCUCGGGAUAAGGUGACGACAACGCCAUGUCGACGUUCGCCCCUAUACCUGGUCCUCGCCGCAACCCCCGUUGCGUCCCUAGUUGACCGUGAAUCGCGACGAGAAAACCGUAUUCGGAACGGGAUUUUCGUGUUGCUCGUCGGGCCGUGAGGUUGCCGUUAUCGUUGCCACCGGGUCACUGUCGCUGGGCGAUUUUGGGCUAUGAAUGAAGACCCAACCCUUUCAUAUCGAGGUAAUUAGAGAGAGAGAGAGAGAGAGGAGAAGAGAUCGGAGAGUUGUUUGUAUCGACGGAAUGGUCAUCGUCUGUUCGUCACCGAGAGCGAGACUGCGUCAUUACGAAUCAAUUUUUUGUACCGUUCGAGAUCGUGAAGGACGUGGGGGAGAUCGGUUUUUUAUCAGGGGAAACGUCGUCGCACGGGACUGAGGAACUAAUGGCUAAAACGAUCAGAGUCUUGAUAGUGUUACUAUUAUCGGUAAUCCCGUGGCCAGGACCCAGCGUGUUUAAAAUAUCAUGCCCACGCGAUCGAGCGUCCGUGGUGAGGAGGAUAGUGCAGAAGAGAUGGAUGCCAAUUCUGAAGAAACAUCAAGUGGAAUUGCCGCUGGAGUGCCCGUUCCACGAAAGUCGGGACAUUUUUCGACCCCAGCAAAAGGCGAAACAUCAGCACAGACCAUCGCAAUGGACCUGCGGCCUGUGCGGCAAAUCCUUCUACGCGGAGAAACACUUGGAUGCCCACUUCGAUAACAGACACAAGAGUAACGUUAACACGGCGGAGGAUGCGGUGUGCCUCGCGGAUUAUUGCGACAUCAUGAGAUGCGACGUGCUCGGGAACAGGGACUUCGAGAGUUCUUUGGUGGACGACGAGGGCGGCCACCACAGCACCGACAUACAAGUGUGGAAAGAGAACACGGAGCAACGUACCACUUCGGUCAUGUCCUGCGAGUCGCGGGCCGGUUUAUCGAGGACGUAUCCGGUGGAGAAGGGUUGCACGAUAUCCGGAGGCGGUGCUGUGACCAACAUUCAGCAAUAUUGCCAUCGAGAAGACAGCGGCGCCCUGGAGAACCAUCGUCUGCCGGGCACGGCGUAUCACGUGGAGAUCGCUGGCCCCGACAACAAGAGCAACGCUUGCGACAAUGAAGAGGACGAGGACGAGGAGGACGACGAGGACGACGAGGAGAAUCUCGUCGAAGCGGCUUUGCCAGCCGUGGACAAGAAACAGAGGCGCAAGGGGUUGCAUCUGAGGAAGCUCAAGGCCAAUUGCAAGCCGGAGGAGCUGCAAAAGUUGAAAUUGCAGUGCGAAGUAUUGAUUCGCGAUUGCAUCGCCGGUCUUUUGACGAAUCUUUCGGUACGAGAUUUCCAAGAGAUCGAAGGAGAGUUGAACCGAGCGAUAUGCUGGUAUCUCAGCUGUGACAGAUACUGGGAAGACACGAAGAGGCAACAGAGGCAUACACCUUGGUACCUGUUAACCAUUUUUAUGGUCGUUCUAUUCUCGUCGAUUUACGCGUGCUACUAUAUUAUUUGGGUGUUAUUCAAUUCAGCGGAAGAAGAUAGGCUAGAUGGAGGCGGAAGUUUAGAUUACACGGAUGGAGAUAUCACGGGUACGUCCUCGUCGCACGAACAGAGCGGUUCUGGCGAGAGUAGAUCGAGCGGGAGAAGGAAGGGUGAGGCAGGGGAUGAGAAUAUGCCCAUAUCGAACGAAGAGAUGCCCGACCAUUACAUAUACGUAACCUAUCCACCCGAGCUAAAGCAGCGAUUACUGGACAGCUGCUACAACAGAACCACUCGACUCUAGAAGAUCCAAGAGAUAGGAGAAGGUUGGACAGAGACUCGAAACGUAACGUAACGGGAAACGUAAGAAUAAUCGAAAAAUUCCACGUAUCAGUUUCAUGGCUAACCAUACUUCCUUCCUUAUUUUUCCUUCUCUCCUUUAAUCUUCGUGUUUUGUAUACCAACUAUGGAAAUAAAUUGCAAAAUACACGAGUAAAGAAUAUCUUAUUAA
Molecule: messenger RNA, 2882 nt
Organism: Apis cerana (Asiatic honeybee)
Lineage: Eukaryota; Metazoa; Arthropoda; Insecta; Hymenoptera; Apidae
Source: RefSeq, a predicted model, not a curated record